AUGACUUCGGCAGAGGUAGCAUUUUUGAUUAUAGGAGGGUGUCUAGAAAUAAUUCAGAUAAUAAAGCGCAAAAGUGUAAGGAAUAAGAGCAAUCCGCUGGAGCUGCCAGAGUCGACAUUCAUUGACCAAUAUCGUCUUAACAAAAAAGCCUUUGUCAUGGUGCUGGAUGUCAUUGAAGUCUACCACAUGUGCUCCAACUUACAGCCACACUGUGGCUUUUGGCAGAAGGCUCGUAUUAACAGUCUGUGGGACUCAAAUAUCUGCUUAGCGCGACAUACACUCUCUGAGAUUAUAACAAAAAUGUUAAAGGUUUUUGAACGUUUGAACUGUCCACGUUGGAUAAUUUUAGGAACGAACGACAAUGGAAAACGGAGAGCUCGCGACAUCCUGUACCGCGUUCCAGGCAUUGCUGGUUGUAUAUUUCCGCUUGCAAAGAAAUUUGCAGACAAUUCUGUCAAAGAAUAACCGAUGAGUUUAAUUCUGACAUUUGAACGGAUAAAUCGGUUUCUGUUAAACCUAAAAUCGACACAA
Ceratitis capitata (Mediterranean fruit fly) is the source of this 531-nucleotide messenger RNA. RefSeq lists its product as uncharacterized. NCBI's taxonomy places the organism in Eukaryota, Metazoa, Arthropoda, Insecta, Diptera, Tephritidae. The transcript is spliced from 2 exons. The record is from RefSeq and is a predicted model, not a curated record. The coding region runs from base 1 to 465 and encodes 154 amino acids.